AUGGGGAUUACUCUUCUCUUAUUCUUGGUCUGCAUCAGCAGAGCCGUCUCUGAGAAUAUUGACGAGAUGCUAAGAAAACAUGAAAGUGAAAUAAAAGAAGUACUCGAGUUGCCCGAAAACGAAAAAGAAGAAUUAAAAAAACAAGAAAAGAAUAUUAUUGAUGUGAAACAAGAUCACGUUAGUUCUUCUGGCGAUGACAUUCUGGAAGUCAAUAUGAUGGACCAUACAUCGGGAGCGUAUCAAGGCGACAUGAUGCUUACAGAGAGCCAAGUAGAAGACAUCAAGGAAGACAUCGAAGAAGUAUUCGCAGAAAAAAAUGGCAACGCCACCGAGUACAGGAAACGACGAAAACGCCAAGCAUUCAACUCUGGAUAUCCUAAAACAAUAUGGGAAGAUGGAAAAGUCUACUAUUUCUUCCAUUCCACUGCAACUCCAACAGUAAAAAGCGUUUUCAAAAGAGGUGCCCAAGAGUGGGAAAGAAACACAUGUAUCAACUUCCACGAGGAUAAAAACCGAAAAGAGAAAAACAAAAUUCAAGUAUUCGUUGAAAAUGGUUGUUGGUCAUACGUCGGUAAAAUUCAAAAACCGCAGCAAGAACUAUCUCUUGGAAAAGGAUGUGAAUCUGUUGCUACUGCUGCACACGAAAUAGGCCAUGCUCUUGGAUUUUGGCAUACUCAAUCAAGGCACGAUCGCGAUGACUUCAUCACAUUAGACACCAGAAAUAUUAAGCCUGACUGGCUUAAGCAGUUCAAUAAAGAAACGACGGCCACCAAUAACAACUAUGAUAUUACCUACGACUACGGAAGCAUAAUGCACUAUGGAUACAGAUCUGCAUCCUACAACAACCAGCCCACGAUGGUUCCAAAGGACGAACUGUACACACGAUCCUUAGGAUCACCUUUCAUUUCCUUCUACGAGUUGCUUAUGAUGAACAAACACUACAAAUGUCUAGAAAAGUGUGAGCGGAAGACAUCCGCAGAAUGUCACAUGUACGGUUUCCCUCAUCCUCGUGACUGCAAAAAAUGCAUUUGUCCAAGUGGAUUCGGCGGUGAUCUUUGUGACCAAAGGCCAUCGGGAUGCGGCAAAGUACUAAAUGCGACUAACGAGUACCAAACUCUCGAAGAUACACUUGGUAAUACGAACAUUAGGGAGAGAGAUGCAAUGAGAGAUGACUUUACGAAGUGCAACUAUUGGAUCCAGGCACCGAAAGGUUCUCGUAUUGAAGUUAAGCUUGAAAGCUUCACAUCACCGAUUUAUGUUGAUGGGUGCAAGUAUGUUGGGGUGGAAAUUAAAACUCAUGAAGAUCUUCGCCUCACUGGUUACAGGUUCUGUGCUCAAGAAGAUAAGGGUGUGACUUUGGUGUCAAACUAUCACAUUGUCCCUGUGAUCACAUACAAUCGAGCCUAUUACUCCACAACGGUCCUAAAGUACCGAAUCGUAACUGGAGAUGGUGGUCGACCAGGAAAUACGAGACAACCAAACGCAACCACGAGAAAACCAAAUCCAUAUGAAAAUACUACAAGAAAGCCAUAUGGAUCUACCACGAAAAAGCCAAUGACGAAUUCGCAUUGCGAGGACCAUAAACUCUGUCCCCAACUGAUGAAGCUAAGAAACUUCUGCAAAGACCAGCAUUAUUCAAUACGCUUGAGAGCGGGAGUAUGCAAGAAAUCAUGUAUCAGCAGUCCAAGCUCAUCUAUCAAUACAUAUCAGGAACAAAUUGGUCCUGACGACAACAUCCUCAAUGAAUUCCUUACAAAUCUCUAG
This is a messenger RNA of Necator americanus (New World hookworm), 1764 nucleotides long. RefSeq lists its product as uncharacterized. The record is from RefSeq and is a predicted model, not a curated record. Gene Ontology annotation, molecular function: metalloendopeptidase activity; zinc ion binding. Gene Ontology annotation, biological process: proteolysis; molting cycle, collagen and cuticulin-based cuticle. Lineage: Eukaryota; Metazoa; Nematoda; Chromadorea; Rhabditida; Ancylostomatidae. The transcript is spliced from 16 exons. Bases 1 to 1764 code for a protein of 587 amino acids.